AUGGCCGGCCGCAACAACAACAAGCUGCCCAGCAACCUGCCGCAGCUGCAGAACCUGAUCAAGCGGGACCCGCCUGCUUACAUCGAGGAGUUUCUUCAGCAGUAUCGCCAUUACCAGUCCAACGUGGAGAUAUUCAAACUGCAGCCAAAUAAACCCAGUAAAGAGCUGGCUGAACUGGUGAUGUUCAUGGCUCAGGUUGGCCAUUGCUAUCGUGAACAUCUUGCGGACUUUCCGCAGCAGUUGAAGGAUCUGCUGUCCUACCAUCACACGAUGUUGGAUGCUGAUCUUCGAAUGACUUUCUGCAAAGCCCUAAUCCUCUUGCGAAACAAAAAUCUGAUUAACCCCACGAGCCUGCUGGAACUUUUCUUCGAACUCCUCCGCUGUCAUGAUAAAUUUUUACGAAAAACGUUGUACAAUCACAUUGUUACCGACAUCAAGAACAUCAAUGCGAAACACAAGAAUAACAAAAUGAACACAACGCUCCAGAGUUUUAUGUACACGAUGCUACAAGACAGCAACCCAACUGCAGCCAAGAUUUCUCUGGAUGUGAUGAUAGAGCUGUACAGGAGGAACAUCUGGAAUGAUGCCAAAACAGUGAACGUGAUCACCACAGCCUGCUUUUCCAAAGUCACCAAGAUAUUAGUUGCUGGCUUGAAAUUUUUCCUUGGCAAAGAUGAAGAUGAAAAGCAAGACAGUGAUUCGGACUCAGAGGAUGAUGGCCCCACAGCAAGAGACCUAAGGGUGCGAUACUCCACCGGAAGGAAGACCACCAAGAACAAGAAGAAGCUGGAGAAAGCCAUGCGAGUCUUAAAGAAACACAAGAAGAAGAGGAAGCCGGAAGUGUUCAACUUCUCAGCUAUUCAUUUAAUCCACGACCCGCAAGACUUUGCAGAGAAAUUGCUAAAACAACUGGAGGCCUCAAAGGAAAGAUUUGAAGUGAAGAUGAUGAUGAUGGAACUUAUCUCUAGACUCGUCGGGAUCCAUGAGCUUUUCCUCUUCAACUUCUAUCCUUUUGUACAAAGAUUCCUGCAACCGCACCAGAGAGACGUUACCAAGAUUCUGCUCUUUGCCGCGCAAGCUUCUCACCAGCUGGUACCCCCGGAGAUUGUCCAAUCGGUGAUGAUGACGAUAGCCAACAAUUUUGUCACAGACAAAAAUUCUGGGGAAGUGAUGACUGUCGGGAUUAAUGCUAUCAAAGAAGUGUCGGCCAGAUGCCCACUUGCCAUGACGGAGGACCUGCUGCAAGACCUGGCACAGUACAGAUCUCACAAAGAUAAAAACGUAAUGAUGUCAGCAAGAACGCUGAUACAGUUGUUCCGGUCGCUGAAUCCACAGAUGUUGCAGAAAAAAUUUCGGGGUAAACCAACAGAAGCCACCUUGGAAGCCAAAAUUCACGAAUACGGGGAGUUGAAUGCCAAAGACUAUAUUCCAGGAGCCGAAGUCCUGGACCUUGAGACCAAGGAAGAAGAUGGACAACGUGAAGAAGAUGGCUGGGAGAGUGCCAGUUUGAGUGAGGAGGAUGAAGAUGGAGAAUGGAUUGAUGUCCAUCAUUCCUCGGAUGAGGAGCAGCAAGAGCUGGCUGCGAAAGUCAAAAGCAUGCCUGUGGAGGAGAGGAAGGCUAAAGCAGCGGCCGUCAGCACUAGCAGGCUUCUCACCCAGGAAGAAUUCCAGAAAAUACGCCUUGCCCAGCUAAGCAAAGAACUCAACUCUGCACCCGGCAAAGCUGCAAAGAGGAAAAACAUUGACCUAGACAGCGAAGAUGAAGCAAGGGGAGAACUGCUUUCCCUCAGGGACAUCGAGCGGCUUCAUAAGAAGCCCAAGUCGGACAAAGAGACGAGAUUGGCCACAGCGAUGGCUGGCAGGACAGACCGAAAAGAAUUCGUGAAAAAGAAAAUGAAGUUGAAUCCGUUCGCCAGCUCCACUAACAAAGAGAAGAAGAAGCAGAAGAACUUCAUGAUGAUGAGAUACAGCCACAAUGUCCGGACCAAAAAUAAGCGUUCGUUCAGGGAGAAGCAGAUGAGAGAUAACAUUUUCCAGUGGCGCGCUAGGACAGAAUUAAGUGAAGCGUCUAGUGCCGCCGUCUCCAUCCUUUUUGAGCCUGUGGGCACCUUUGGCAUUCUGACACAGCACGGAGGGGCACUGCCAGAGAACGGCUGCCGCUGGGGGCACAAAAUGGCUGCCCCAGCUUUUAUUCAGCCCCACUGUGAAGAUCCUUUUGCUAUGGUGUUGGCUUUGCGGGAUGCCCUCCUGAAGAAGCGGAAAAGGCUGGUAAAGUAA
Molecule: messenger RNA, 2277 nt
Organism: Euleptes europaea (tarantolino)
Lineage: Eukaryota; Metazoa; Chordata; Lepidosauria; Squamata; Sphaerodactylidae
Gene: SDAD1
Product: SDA1 domain containing 1
Exons: 23
Coding region: 1-2277 (758 amino acids)
Biological process (GO): ribosomal large subunit biogenesis; ribosomal large subunit export from nucleus
Cellular component (GO): nucleolus
Source: RefSeq, a predicted model, not a curated record